Messenger RNA from Gilbertella persicaria, 2253 nucleotides. Its product is annotated as PIN domain-like protein. Bases 204 to 2204 code for a protein of 666 amino acids. Gene Ontology annotation, molecular function: nuclease activity. The transcript has a single exon. Lineage: Eukaryota; Fungi; Mucoromycota; Mucoromycetes; Mucorales; Choanephoraceae. The record is from RefSeq and is a predicted model, not a curated record.
CUAAAGCAAGAAUUGAUAGAUCUCUUAGAAUACUAGAAACUUACUGGAUCAGAAUCUUAACUAUUUGAUAGAUAUUCAUGCUUGGAUUUGAAAAAGAGGCUUGUUCUACCUGCCCCUGAUUGGAUGGAAACCAAGCUUUCAAACGACACAUCUCUAAAAAAAAAAAAUACAAAAAAACCUUUAUUGCUGAUAGAUCUAUUACGAUGGGAAUCCAUGGACUAUCAUACUAUGUCAAGUCAUUUCCUAGUCUAGUAGAAAACGUUCAAUGGAAGAUCGAUUCCGAGCAGACAUCAGAUCACUUUAUUAUUGAUGGUAAUGCAUUUGUUUACCAUAUUGCGUUUGAAAACAGAACCAACUGGACCCAUGGUGGACAAUAUGCCACUAUAGCAGAAGCUGUCACCAAAACAAUCCAUACGUUCUCAAAAGUAGGCAUCCAGCUGACUUUCUUGUUUGAUGGCGCUUUACCAAGCGACAAGAUCGAGACAAGGAUCAAACGACACCGAUCCUAUAUUGAGCGAUGUGUUUCAACCUUUCAUAAUCUGGACCAGAUCAACACCAGUAAUAAGAAUGUUCAAACGCGACAGAACGGCAUUCAGUAUUACGGCGACCUAUUUUUGAUACCUCCCCUAACACUAGAAGUGGUUGUUCAGACAUUACGUGAACUCAAGGUGCAAGUCAAGAUAUGUCAAGCAGAAGCAGACGGCGAAGUGGUCUUGAUGGCUAUCGAACAGGAUGGUUAUGUCGUAUCUCAAGAUUCAGACAUGCAUGUCUAUCCCAAGAUAGGAAAAGGCUAUAUUCCAUUGGACAUGUUGAACAUACCACAGGAUGGAUCGUUUGUUUCAGCUGGUGUCUAUCAUCCUCAACGGUUAGCGUCCAUGCUGAGCCUUGAGCCUUGUCUUUUGCCCUUGUUUGGCACAUUGUUAGGUAAUGAUUAUCUCGAUACAGAUGUUGUACGUGCCCCUAUUGGACAGUGGUGUAGCACACAUGGCAUCCCAACCACCAAGAGCCCAACUGGAUGGCCUAAACUUGUAGCCGAGUUCAUCAAGCGAAACACACAGGAACCAAAUGGGGUGAUAUGGGCCAUAACAGAGCAACUAAGACCUAUCAUUUCCAAAAGCAGUUUUAAGUCUAGGCAAGAAAUAGCACUUCACCUUCAGGAUCGAAUAAUCGAAUCAAUCAGCCGAUACGAUGAUAAAAGUCCUCUUCUCCUAAAAAAACAGAACCAACACAUAGCACACCAUGGCUUGAUCGACACUUUCUAUGCAGCAUCUAAAAACCACAGCAAGGGAUUCAGUAGACAGUUAUUGGAUAUAGUGGAAAGUAGAACAUUCUGGACAAGUAUCUUUCUUGAAGAUAUUGAGCGAGAAUACAGUUGGGAUGUGAGUCGGGCAUUAAGGCAAUAUGUAUAUGGUGCAAUCCUUGCCAAUUCGGGACAAUUGUUGACAUUCUCUAUUGAUGAAUAUGUGCGGGAAAAGCAGCAUUUAGAAGCCAUAAAAGUCAAAGGCACCUCUUUACAAGACUUUUAUGAGGCUCAUGCAAGUAGCCAAGAAGUACUGGCUCAGUUUGAUGUAUCUAUCCAUCCUUUUAUUCUCUGCUUACGAUACAUGAUCCAUCACUGCUCUCAGUCCAUACCCCAAGGUGGUCGAUUAUUGAAUUAUGAAGUAGUGGGUAUAGUCAUAUCUACACUGAGGUCACUGGCCCCCAAAAUUGGCUUCCCCGAACAUCAAAUGACAAUGCCUAGUGUACCUAGCCUUAAAAAAAGGUCUGUCCACUUGGCAUCUCAAUUCCAGAGUGUUAUUUAUUCAUCGUAUCUUCUCUCACAAAUCCUCGAUAUGCCACACUAUAUGCAGUUACCUGGUAUCUUGGCUCGUCUCUAUCAUGGCACCUAUUUUCAUUACUAUAUAGAUCUUGCUCGUAAUGGGGCAAGCAUAGGCAAGAUGUUAUUGGGUACAUCUGAUAAAUUUAAGCUCUUUUUUUGUUCAGUCUAUAAAGUCAUCUUGGCGGACUUGGAACAAGAUGUACAACCUGUGUUUGACUACAGAUUAGAACAACAGGAUCUAUUGGAUCAAAAACCUAAACGACUUCAUCCUAAUCCUCAUGAAUCUGUAAAAAAGAAGAAAAAAAAGAAUACCAUAAGCAAGGCAGACAUUAAGAAUACAAAUGCAUUUAAUGUAUUGAGCUUUGGUUGUACAUUUGAUGAAUAAUAAUAAUAAAGAUUGGUUUUCCUUAAAGGAAAUUUGACGCCCAAAUCUA